AUGGCUCCUCAGUACGCACCGAGUCUGCGCUCCCGUCUGGCACCUGUGCUGCUUUUUCUGCAGACAGGGUUCAUUGUCAUAUAUGCCUUUUACACCGAGAUUGAAAGCAAUGUGAAGGUAGAUGGAACUGCUUUCAGGAACUUUUAUCCAGAGUUCCAGGAUGUGAAUGUGAUGGUGAUUCUAGGUUUUGGCUUCCUGUGCACUUUUCUAGUGCGGUAUGGUUUCAGUGGUGCUGGGUUCAACCUCCUUGUCGCUGUCAUGGCCACCCAGUGGGCAAUCGUACUCAAUGGAAUUGAGUCCUGGUAUUACAGAGGAAAGAUCAGGAUCGAUUUGAGAAGCAUAGUGGUUGCUGAGAUGUGCACAGCCUCUGCCCUCAUUUCAAUCGGAGUGGUGGUGGGAAAGACUAACCCUGUCCAGAUUGUCCUCAUCGCCCUGCUGGAGGUGUCAGGGUUUGUCCUGAAUGAAUGGCUCCUCCGCACUCUGCUGAGGACCCAGCCUCUGAACAGCAUCAUGCUGCUUCACAUCUUUGGGGCCUUCUUUGGGCUCAUGCUGACCUGGAUCCUGUAUCGGAGAGGAUCCGAGCAGCCAUUUGAAAAAGAGAAAUCUGACCGCAGAACAGGGUUGUUCUCCAUGUUGGGGACUGUGUUUCUCUGGAUGUUUUGGCCCAGUUUUAACUCAGUCCUUGUGGACAGUCAGGCUCCUGGGGGGAAGCUGGGGGCCGUGUGCAGCACUUACCUGGCCCUGGCUGUCAGUGCUGUAACAGCAGCUGCUGUGUCUGUGCUCUCCAGCCCCAAGGGAAAACUGAACCCGAUCCAUAUGCAGUCAUGCAUCCUAGCUGGCGGUGUUGCUGUUGGGGUUUCUAUGUCCGCUGUUCAUCAGCCAUGGGAGGCAAUGACAAUCGGAUUCACUGCUGCUCUUGUAUCAACCAUUGGAUUCCGAUACCUCAAGAUUCACAUGCAGCUUGCAUUUGAGUGCCAUGACACCUGUGCUAUCCUGAGCACACACGGACUCCCUGGUCUACUGGGAUGGCUAGCACAUCUCCUCCUUCAGAUUAUAGACAGCGAAGAUCACACAUUGGCGAUCCGGUUUGCUGUAUUUCACAUUUGUGCUCUCCUCAUCACCAUCACUAUAAGCCUGUCCAUGGGAAUCCUGACAGGGCUCCUACUCAAGUGGAACUUCUGGAGACCACCACAACACAAGAAAUGUUUUGAUGAUCAGGCUUUCUGGGAGGUAAGCAAUAAAGAUGUUGGCCCAAUCCCAGUCUCCACACUAACAGAGUUUGAGGUGCAUUUCCGCAAAGUCCGUAAGGACUUAGAGCUGUUCUGCUGUAAAAUGCAGCAUGAGGACUAUCCAGCAGACAUUUCGAGCCCUUAUGCGCACUUUCUGUAAGGCUGCUUUUCAGAAAACUUACCAUUCUAAAUGAUAAUCUUUGUUUAUAAAGCACUUUUUUGAAAGUGCUUCACAAGCUAGGAAAAUAAAAUGGACAAUAAAUCACCACAUUUUAAAAGAAAACCGAUAAAAACCAAAUUGGGGUAUAGAAAAUAAGGAACUA
This is a messenger RNA of Plectropomus leopardus (leopard coralgrouper), 1552 nucleotides long. NCBI's taxonomy places the organism in Eukaryota, Metazoa, Chordata, Actinopteri, Perciformes, Serranidae. The record is from RefSeq and is a predicted model, not a curated record.